ACAUGUCUACACUUAUACUUAUUUGGGCUUGCAACAGCAAUGAACGUUUCAUUCCUCAUUUAAAUUACUGACAUUUAGUUAACUGCAUAAAUGCAUAUGUGUUGCAGCUGAGCCAAUAAAAAAGACAACGUAGUAGUUCCAAAAAUAAAGUGGCUGUAUACAUUUGAUAAAGCGCAUAAACAGAUCGCUGCAAUUGCAGCUGUGAGCAGUUGGCAUGUCCUACUUUAUGCACAGCGCUAGCAGCGAUUUAGUUAAUCUCAAUGUGGGUGGCAAACGAUUCUGUACGUCACGACAGACGCUUACGUGGGUGCCAGAUACAUUUUUUACUGCGCUGCUAAGUGGUCGCAUAUCAAGUCUGCGGGAUGAACACAAUGCAAUAUUUAUUGAUCGAGAUCCUACAAUAUUUUCCAUCAUAUUAAACUAUUUGCGGACCAAAGACAUUGACAUCAAGAACUGUGAGAUACGCGCGCUGCGUCACGAAGCCGAGUACUAUGGGAUAACACCGCUGGUCAAACGUCUGGCACUAUGCGAGGAUCUCAAUCAUUCUUCCUGUGGCGAUGUAAUCUUUUAUGGCUUCCUGGCACCACCAGCCAUGCCACCAAAUGAUGCGCUACAGAGUUCCGUGGAGGCAACAGCUCCAACAGAGGCAAAUCCUUGCCAGCCCUCUAGUUCCAGCAACGGAGCAGCAGUUGGUUCAGCUCGUCCUGGUUCUAUGGUGCGUGUGCCAGAGUCAUCGACCUCCUCCUCGCGUCAUUCCUCCACACAUUCGCGCAACUCCUCUUGGGACCUGCGUUGCGGACGUGCCGCCAACAAUUCUUCAAGCUCCAAUGUGGCGGCUGUGGCGCCACCAGCAGCAUGGAGCGCAACGGCUGGACAUUCACGCAACGCUUCCCUAGACUUUAUGCGACACUCACGCAAUUCCUCGGCUGAUUUAAACAAAGUGAUACGCAAUGAGGUAGGAAUGGUAUUCAGUCCUACACAGAGCUCCAAUUGGACGCCGCCACUGCGCGUGCAAAUCAUCAAAGCGCAUCAAAACUGGAUUGCCGUUGCAUAUGCUCACUUUGUUACCUGUUAUCGUGUGAAAGACGCUAAUGGUUGGCAGCAAGUGUUCACCUCCCCGCACAUUGAUGCGGCCAUUGAACGUAUCGCCAUAAACUCCAAGGUCAAUACAUCUACGGCAGAGCCAAUGCCCAGCAAAAUGAUUGCCAUCUCAUAUGGCAGCCAGAUAAGAUUGUGGAGCAUUCAAGAGGGCGGCAACAAGUCAGACAUAGGCACCUUUAAUCUGCAUGUGCGCGUCGAAUAUUUAUUCUUUAUCGGAAGCCAGUUGGUCGCGCUGUCCUCCUCGGGCAAAAUUGGCGUCUGGCACGCCAUGACACAGCACUGGCAAAUACAGGAUCUGGUGCCGGUGCUGUCCUUUGACUCAGCUGGCUCAUUUUUACUACUGGGUUGCAAUAAUGGAUCGAUAUAUUAUAUAGAUAUGCAAAAGUUUCCGCUGCGCAUGAAAGACAAUGAUUUGCUUGUUACGGAGCUAUACAAGGAUGUCAACAUGGAUCCCAUCACGGCGAUAUCCGUUUAUCUAACGCCAAAGACUUCAAGUAUUAGUGGCAACUGGAUAGAGAUUGCUUAUGGCACCAAAUCCGGAGCGGUGCGUAUUAUAGUGCAGCAUCCCGAGACUGCUGGCCAUGGACCGCAUCUCUUUGAGACAUUCUUUGUGCAUCAGAGUCCCAUAACAAAGGUUAUGCUUUCAGAGAAGUAUCUUGUGUCGGUUUGUAGUGAAUAUCAUCAUGUGCGCACAUGGAGCCUCACACGCUUUCGCGGAAUGCUCUCCACGCAGCCUGGCUCCACGCCCGAGGCUUCUUUUAAGAUUGUAUCACUGGAAGCCACAGAGAGCAAUUACAGCUACUCCGCUGGCAAUGACUCUGGCCCUUAUGGCGACUAUGAUGACAUGAUAUUUGUGCAGAAAGUGGUGCCGGAAACGAAUCAACUGUACGUGCGCCUAGCCUCCAACGGUGAUCGUGUCUGUGUUAUACGCUCUGUGGAUGGUUCGACAAUCUCUGCAUUUUGUGUGCAUGAAUGCGAGGGCGUAUCCUCGCGCAUGGGCUCACGCUUCAUUUUAACUGGACACUGUACUGGCGCCAUACAGAUGUGGGAUCUGACUACAGCUCUGGCGCUGCUUAGCAAGGAUGAGCCUCAGCAGAAAACAUCUGGCGGACCCGACACAAACGAGCUUCUCCGCCUACUUGACCAGUGUGAAAUCAGCAAUUCAUCAUGCUCAACUCCUUGUAUGUCACCGUGUCUAUCAGCUGUGGCUGGCGGCCUGGCCAAUUCAGUAGCUCGCAUGAAGGCCUGCAACAUAGCGCUGCUCAAUCGCAACAAUGAGCAACAGCAGCCAGCGGCACCAGCACCUUCAGCUUUUCCCAUGCCAGCGCCUUUGCAGCAACAGCUGCCGGCACAGCCAGCAGCGCCAUUGGCAGCGGUAUUGGGACAGCAGCAGCAGCAGCAACCGGCAGCAGGUGCUGUGCCUGUGCCGCCACCAGCUGAUGUUAACAAUGAAUGAAACGUGGAAGCGGCUGUUUCGGCGCUUGUCGGGCGCGUUUCAUUGUCGUCUAAAUUUCAUCGGUGUGGCAUGAUUUUGGAUUUUCAAUACAUAUUCCUACAAUUUGUGCUUUUUGCGACUAUCUUGUGGUUGAUGCGAUAAACGGCACCGCACCACACCCUGGCACAGAUGCUGGCACUAACUGACUGCAUCCGGCAUUUAGCAAAAUCUAAUCUAAUAAUCUCCCAUAUAGUACAUAUACAUACAAAUAUUACCUAUACACACACUCACAGAUAUUUACACACUUACACUUUUAUUGUGCUCGAUGUGAUUGCAAUUGCAAUUUAAGCUCAUAAAUUAUACUUGUUGCACUAUGAAAUAAAGCUAUAAUAAUAAAUAUAAACAAACGAAAAUACAUACACGUAUACAUUUCAUAUAGUCAUCAAUAAUUUAUUCAACGUUUAACUAACUUAUUUGUUUGUUUGGAGACGCGCGAAUACUUGCAGUUUUUUCGUACGGCUUGUGACCUUUCGGUUAUAUGUUUAAGAUUAUAUGCUUAAAUGCCAGUUGACAUUAAUAAUAAAAAGUUAAAAAAAGCAGCAAAAAAUG
Drosophila busckii is the source of this 3145-nucleotide messenger RNA. Its product is annotated as BTB/POZ domain-containing protein KCTD3. The record is from RefSeq and is a predicted model, not a curated record. The coding region runs from base 215 to 2557 and encodes 780 amino acids. Gene Ontology annotation, biological process: protein homooligomerization. Lineage: Eukaryota; Metazoa; Arthropoda; Insecta; Diptera; Drosophilidae. Gene Ontology annotation, molecular function: protein binding. The transcript has 4 exons.